UUAUAAAAAGUAGGCAAUUGUGAGAGAGAGACGAAGGAAAUUGCAUUAGAAGAUAACAAGAAAUGGCCAUGGAAACACUUUCUUCAAGUGAACUAUUAGACUUUAUAAUCUAUGACACAUUCUCUGCUACUCCAUACACCUGCAAUGCCACUUUAGAUACUUGUAGUUUCCAGCUUCAAGAAAAUCAUGCUCAAAAGUUUCAACAUGAAGAAUAUAUAGCUCUUGCUGCUGCUGCUGCUGGUAAUUCCCUCAAUAAUACCUCUUCUUCUUCAAUGACUCUCUCCGUAAAGCCCGAAAGCACCGAAGAGCAGCGGAGCUUGGGUGUCCAGGGGAGGAAGAAGAGGCGGCGAAGACCCAAAGUAUGCAAGAACAAAGAAGAGGCCGAGACUCAAAGAAUGACUCACAUUACUGUGGAGAGAAAUCGAAGGAAACAGAUGAAUGAGCAUCUCUCCGUGCUGCGGUGUCUCAUGCCGGAGUCUUAUGUUCAAAGGGGUGAUCAAGCCUCUAUAGUUGGCGGUGCUAUAGACUUUGUAAAAGAACUGGAGCAUGUUCUACAAAGCCUUGAAGCUAAAAAAAUCCUACAAUCACAAGCAGCUGGUGAAAAAGACCCUGCUGAGCCAACCCCAUUCGCACAAUUCUUCGCAUUUCCUCAAUUCACCUGCUCUCAAACCCCUAACAAACAUUACACAUGUAGCACAACGAGUGGCGCAAUUGCAGAUAUUGAAGUGACCUUAGUGGAAACUCAUGCAAGCAUUAGGGUUCUAUCGCGACGACGCCUCAGGCAGCUCUCGAGAUUAAUUGGCGGUUUUCAGGCACUUUAUUUGACCAUACUUCACCUGAAUGUUACCAGCUUGGAACCCAUGGUUCUCUACUCCAUCAGUACUAAGGUAGAAGAAGGAUGCCACCUAAAAUCAUCGGAUGACAUAGCAGGCGCAGUACACCAAAUGCUGAUAAUAAUUGAAGGAGAAGAAGGAGAAGCUAUAGGUAGCGUGGCCUAUGCUGCAGAUUUACCCUCAGGAUCGUAGGUUGUAGCAAUAUUAUAUAUUGAGCUACCUGCCCAUAACCUAUAGAGAAUCGUGACAUGGAAUUAUUGUUCUUAAAAUGCCACCCCUUUUGUGCUUUGAAGUAUGUACGUGAGAUCUUUUAAUUAUGCAAAUGGAUUUUCUGUUUGUAUCUGUAUGUAACAUAUCUGUUCAGUUAGUUUUUUUUAAUAAAUUGUACCUUACGUCCC
Daucus carota subsp. sativus is the source of this 1231-nucleotide messenger RNA. Its product is annotated as transcription factor bHLH71. Lineage: Eukaryota; Viridiplantae; Streptophyta; Magnoliopsida; Apiales; Apiaceae. The coding region runs from base 63 to 1025 and encodes 320 amino acids. The transcript has 3 exons. Gene Ontology annotation, biological process: regulation of transcription by RNA polymerase II. Gene Ontology annotation, molecular function: RNA polymerase II cis-regulatory region sequence-specific DNA binding; protein dimerization activity; DNA-binding transcription factor activity, RNA polymerase II-specific. The record is from RefSeq and is a predicted model, not a curated record.